GGCGGCUGCGUCUCCCAGAGGAGUCAGGAGCCAAGAUGAUCACCUCAUCUUCUUGAGACUCCACGCUUCCCGCUAAAAUUCGCAAGACCAGUCCCUGUGAAAGGCGGCUGCUGGACAUAGGUGUAGGAUUUACGCCUGGUCUUAGUGAAAAGAACGCUAGGCCCAGUUGGUGCAACCGGCGUAACGUUUAGGUUGGACUUAGAACGCCAAGUUACGACGAGGCGUAGUUAAGACCAGGCUUACGCCCAGUUGGCGCAACCCAGCCCAGGGUCCAAUAAAUGUCUCAUGGGUUGAGGAACCGCAGAAUCAGGACAGGAAGGUAGUGGUGUAGGCUGGAGGUUAGCAUGCGGGAGUGUAGCAGGCUUGAAGCUAGUAUGCUGGGGGCAAGCAGGCAGUGAAUCAGAUUGGGUAACUGGGUUGCUGAGGAAGUCCUUUGCCGACCUAGGCAACAUGUUCUUGAGCCAAAUGGACACUUCCCGUGAGACAUCCUGACAGCUGGAUCACUGGCUCCACCAUGAGGUGCCCUCUUCAAAAAAAAAUUAGAUGCAAUGAAGAGUGCAAGAUCACAUAGUUCAUCGUCCAUCAAACAAACUGCUGGAUCAAUGAUUCUGGUCGAUUCGUUCCGUCAGGGUCAGGUGCUGAAGGGGCAGCAGGAGGGGUAGAUCCAAAAUGGAGAAAACAAAAAAAUGCCUUCAAUAAAGUAACUCAACAUCUCUGUUCCAUGAACAGGACAUGACAACCAACUGACAGGAGAACAAAGGAAGUGAACAUGAAUAUAUGGGGAGAGACUGAUCGGGGAAUGAGGUGCAGUUUGGAAGAUUAUCAAGGAUGCACAGGUAAGGGGAAUAAAGUGAUUGGGAAAGUCUAAGGACAUCUGACAGUGGAAGGACGAACAAUAAACAACAGAAAGACCCCCCUCCUUCUCAACCUUAUUGUUUGACCCCUUCAAAAUAAGAUGUUCAUUCAUGCCAGAUAUAAAUAAAAGUAAUUUCUCUAUGGUUGUGAGAUCAAAUAUUUCUUUGUACUCUGAUCUUUGUUUUUUGUAUACAGUUUUUUCAAUACAACUUAAAGGUGUGUGCUCGGGUGCAAUCAUAGAGAAUGAUCAAAGAUGUAUAAAGAUGACAGAAAUAUACACGAUUCAGUGACAGGCAUUAAAGCAGUCAACAAAACAUGUGCGUGCGUAAGUGUGUGUGUGUGUGUGUGUGUGUGUGUGUGUGUGUGUGUGUGUGUGUGUGUGUGUGUGUGUGUGUGUGUGUGUGUGUGUGUGUGUGUGUGUGUGUGUGUGUGUGUGUGUGUGUGUGUGUGCGUGUGUGUGUGCGUGUGUGUGUGUUUGACGGUAACAAGAAAAGUCAUGAUACGGAAGGGUGUGAGCUCUAAGUGGUUUCCUCUAGCAGCUCGGCUGAUCACAAGCAGAAGCAAGUGAAAUAGUGCGAAGGGCGUUCCUACUGGGUUUUGUGGUGGGGAACUAGUAGCUCGUGGUUGUGUUUGCAUUGUCGUUCUAACUGAUGCUUCCUAGUAUGUUUGCAUCGAGGGUGUAAUGAAAGUUUAGUUUGGAUCUCUGGGUACAGUGGUUGAAAUGUCAUCAGCAACAUGUGCUAAUUUAUUCUUGAGAAAUCUUUGGGGAACUUUGUUUCUUUCUACUUGUCUGCUUCCGCGACUUCUGAAGAAAGCAUCCAUUCCGAGGUCAGAGGGCUUCCAUUAAGAAUAAACGCGUAUCCAUGCUUGACCGACACACGUUAUGGUCAGAAGAUCAACCACCAGUGGCUUGGGAGACCAACACAUAACUAUCUGCAGAAGAUGUAAAAAUGCCAGUCCGCACACUCCCUUCAUCCUUCCUCAUGCUCCUUGCCAUCUGGGGUGUCCUGGUUCCAUCCCUCAGUCACCCUCAGCCAAAUCCGUGUCGAAUGAUCCAAAGAAUGGCACUGUGCAACAAUGGCAGACUAUCAUACGUCCCUGUCGGCCCGCCGUGCAACACAGAAGAGCUUCAGCUUAACCACAAUCAUAUUCAGACACUACUCAACAGUUCUCUUCUCCACUACUCCUCCUUACAUACGUUAAGCUUAGCAGGGAAUCACCUGGAGAAGAUGGAAGCCAAUGCAUUUGGAGGCUUACACCGCUUACAGAUCCUUAAUCUAGCAGAGAACGAGCUUCACGUCGGGUACCAAGACACUAGCCAUGCACUACUCCAGCUGCCGCAGCUACGAGUUCUGGAUCUGUCCCAGAACGGGCUCGAGGACGACAUGGUCUUCCACCUCCUCCAGAACCUGACCUCAUUGCAAUACCUGAAUCUCUCACGGAACCUUAUGCAGCGAUUGGAUGAAAGCUCGUUUGAGGGCCUGCACCAGUUAAGAGAACUUGACCUGCAUAGCAACAUGUUGUUUGAGAUAGAUGGGGCCUUUUCUGGCAAUCCGAAGCUCCAGAGGCUCAACCUUGCUUUCAACUACCUACCCUGCCUGGUCGACUUCCACAUGACCCAGCUGGUAGUCCUAAAUGCCAGCCACAAUUUCAUUGAGUGGUUUGUCGCCCAACAAGAGCUCAAAGAAACCUUCCACUUGGAGACCCUUGACCUCACAGACAAUAAGCUGCUUUUCUUCCCUUUCUUGCCGAGCCAGAGUCGCCUUCGUAACCUCUACUUGUCCCAAAACACUGUCCGCUUUUAUGGGGGCCUGGUGGAUGAUGCCACUGGUGAAAACUGGACUACAAGCAUCCAGUUCUACAACCUGAAUGGUAAUGCAAGUAAUGUGACGGCUCAGCUAUGGGACGACAGUCUCCAUGGUGACGUCUCCUCUGUGGAAAUCCUGGACCUGAGAAACAACCAAGUGGAGCACCUUCCCCAAGGCUUCAUCAGCCAAAUGCAAUCUCUCACUAGGCUUCAGAUGCAAACAAACUGCCUGAAGACCUUGAACCUGACAUCAGAGGGGUUCUCUGGCAGCCUGUAUGAGCUGGAUGUCAGCAACAACAGGCUAAGCGAGGUCAUGGCUGAGAAGGGCACACUGGCAGCUCUUGGAAAUCUGACCUACCUUAACAUGAGCCUCAAUUCCCUUAGGUGGCUUCCCUCUGGAUUAUUUUCCUCAGUAGAAAGCCUGAGGUCGGUGGAUCUAAGCUACAAUAGUAUGGGCAUUUGUCCGUCGGAGACAAGAGGCGAGGAUGAGGGCAGUCCCUCUGAUUGCGUAGUAUGGAGAAACAUGGCCUCUUUAAGACAACUGUACCUUAGAGGAUGCGGCAUCCAAGGGAUGCCACCCUCUUUGUUCGCUGGGAUGCGCCUCACGCACCUGGAUUUGUCGGACAACCCGGGGCUCCGUGUGGAGACCGGGGCUCUCAGGGCCCUCACUGGGACGCUGCAGCACAUGGGCUUGGGGAAAACAGACAUGAAAUCUGUGGACUUUUCCCCCUUUCACAGCCUGAGGUAUUUAAAUAUCUCAAGAAACUCCCUCACACAACUUCCUAUGUCACUUUUAAAUCUGGACCUUCGGAUGCUGGAUGCAAGUGAAAAUAACUUAUCCACCAUUUCUCCAGGUGACGCUGCACUAUUGGCACCCAAACUCAGGACAGUUUUCCUGGCCGGAAACCCGUUUAACUGCUGCCAAAUGGAAUGGUACAGGGUGUUUGAAACUACUUUUACGGUCAAUAUGGUGGACAAGACAGAAAUAUUAUGUCAGGAUGAGGCGAAGAUAACAUACAGAGCAGGAGUCCUGUCCAUCUUGUGUGGGGACUCAAGCAGGGAGUCUGUUUUCUGGUAUCUUCUGCUUGUUCUCUCUGGCUUUCUGCUUUUUGUUGGCAUUCCGACUGUUUGCCUCCUGACCUUUAGGCCCCUUAUGUUACAGAAAACUGUUAAAAAGAAAAGUGUGAAGCCUACAUCUUACUGACAACACUCUUUGAACUACAAAGUAAGCAUUUGUCAGACCUAAGAAAGGGUUGUGGUUUAGAUAAACAAUAAAAGGUGCAAUGGGCCUUCUCAGAAAUAUGUGUUGUAGCCUUAAGGCUGUUCAAAACAAAUUUGUAUUUUGGUUUGCGUGUGUGUCCAUAUGCAGAAGUAGUAUGAUGCAAGCAUGUAUAAAGGCAGCAGAGGAAACAAGAAAUUUCCUGUUUUGCUGAGAUCGGCAGCAACUGCCCAGUGUUUCUCGGCGAGGGAGGGGUCUGUGGUUUCCUCUCUAACCCGUGAGACACAGAUGCAACUCAAAUUCACCCUGUUCUUGAAAUUCCAUGUGUGCAUGCUGGUGUGGAGCGCCUCUUUCGAGUCCAUGCAGCCACACACACACACACACACACACACACACACACACACACACACACACACACACACACACACACACAUGCAGACACACACACUUCAACAGCAGCCUUCUGAUUGGCCACCAAAUCCAAAUCGAACUGACAAAACUAGUUUUGGUUUGUAAGUGAUGUGAUGUUGUGGGCCUCUUGAUAUGAGGGAAUGGUUUAUAGGUAUUUGUAGGUGCUAAAUGGUGGAUUCCUGUGCGAGCAUGUGUAGCAAUUCUAACCAUAAGGUAACCAGUAGACCGCUGUGGUGUAGUGCAAUGGGUCACAGUGGUUGGAACAGAGAAACCUACCAACCCAAACUGACAAGGUUGGUUGAGCAUUAACCUAGGAUCCUAUGAAUUAUGAUUAUUAUGAUUUGUUAUGGAUUAUUUAAGUACAUUAUUAGAACAUAACAAGGCAAUGUGACUAUCAUUUUAGUAAUUUGAACAAUACAGAACACAACUCAAGAGUCACUCAGAGCUAAACAUGUGACACAAAACAUUCAUCUGUACUAUGUCUCUGUUCUCUGUGAAACAAGUGACAGAGGACGGGUGAAAAAGGAAGUGUGCACAUACACACACACAAACUAGUAGAGCUUUUCCCAGAUAAGAAUGAAUUGUAAUAGUGGAUGAGAUGAUAAUUAUGUUAUACAGAUAGUAAAAACCUUAAAUAUCUAUGCCUUGGAACAAAGAUUUCACAAAUUAAGCAAAUACUAUGUCUACAUUUUAUAAACGAUGUAGGAAAAAAAUAUGAGAAAGAAUGAAUAAAGAAAUGUGUUGGAAGACA
Messenger RNA from Gadus macrocephalus (Pacific cod), 5043 nucleotides. It is a transcript of the gene nrros, whose product is annotated as negative regulator of reactive oxygen species. The coding region runs from base 1806 to 3866 and encodes 686 amino acids. NCBI's taxonomy places the organism in Eukaryota, Metazoa, Chordata, Actinopteri, Gadiformes, Gadidae. Gene Ontology annotation, molecular function: protein binding. The record is from RefSeq and is a predicted model, not a curated record. The transcript has 3 exons.